CUCCUCUGCUGUGGAAACGACGGAAGCGCAGUUCUGGAUUUUGGUUUGACUGGUAGAAAGAAGGAUGGAGUUUCUGACAGGGAACCCGUUUACGACACCGGUGGGCCAGCGAAUAGAAUAUGCAACCAGCUCCAGUCUCCAGUCGGAGGACUGGGCCCUCAACAUGGACAUCUGUGACAUCAUCAAUGAGACAGAGGAGGGGCCUAGAGAUGCAUACAAAGCAAUAAAGAAGCGGAUUGUUGGAAACAAGAACUUCAGAGAGGUCAUGCUGGCAUUGACUGUACUAGAAGCGUGUGUGAAGAACUGUGGCCACAGGUUCCAUGUGCUAGUCUCAACCAGGGAGUUUGUUGAGGGGGUUCUUGUCAGGUCCAUCUUACCCAAGAACAACCCCCCUCUGGUCCUGCAUGACAGAGUGCUCAGCCUUAUACAGGCAUGGGCAGACGCAUUCCGCAGCUCACCAGCUCUGACGGGCGUGGUCUAUGUGUACGAGGACCUGAGACGGAAAGGACUGGAGUUCCCCAUGACUGAACUAGACGGAUACUCCCCCAUUCACACUCCAAAUAGGACUGUGCCUGAUAACGGGCCUGUCACUCUAUCUGCUGCACCCUCAUCCCCCAGGCCUGUCCCCAUAUCACCACAGCUUCCUGCAUCCCAACAGAGCGAGCAGGGACCCCUCACCUUCACACCUUAUCAGGUUAAAAAGUUGAAGACGGACCUGGGAGUGGUUCGAGGUAACCUGACAGUGAUGUCAGAUAUGAUGUCUCAACUGGAUCCAGCAACAGCCAAGCAUUCAGACACAGAGCUGCUUCAGGAGUUGUAUGCAGCAUGUAAAGACAUGCAGGAUACGAUAAUGGAGCUAGUCCCAAGACUCAGUGAGGAGAAACUGACAGAGGAGCUGCUGGUUGCCAAUGAUGAAAUCAAUGCCACAUUCACUCGCUACCAGAGGUUUCAGAGACAAAGAGCUACACAGCAGAGCCCAGCCUACGUCAACCUUAUUGACCUCAGCGCAGCAAUCAAGCCUGUUGUUACAGCUCCCACCCACAGCCAUCUCAGCCGAUCAACAGUGGACACAGUGUCUAGUCAGAUGACAGGACUCAGUAUGAGGGAAUUUGAUGAAUCUGCACAGAACAGGAGCAUCUCACAGACACAACUGAGACCGAGUGAGCAGAAUGAAGGUGUUGCCGACAGUCUGGCUCAAGCACAGAACACCAGAUUACAGAACACUGGAACGGGUGACAGCCCAGACUCCACCCCCCUCAGCUCCUCGACACGGUUUGAUUGGAUGAUUGAAAAGGGAAUGAUCCCUGUGAGUCAGAAGUCUGUGAUGGAUGACAUUGAGAAGUGGCUGGAUGUGGACGAGGAGGACGACAUGGCUGAUUCAGAGGGUGUGACAAGUGAGGAGUUUGACAGGUUUCUGGCAGAAAGAGUGAGAGCAGCGGAGCGACUACCGUCCCUGAAAGCUUUUUCUCGUGACGACAACAACCACUCAGAAAAAUAGGCCAAGCCGCAACCUGUCACAUAACCAAUGCCAUUUUCCCAAAUAGUGUGAGAGGACUGAACUGUCUGAAUGUAUGAUUGGCACAUACAGUGAGUAAAUGACUGGUGGGAACAACAACUCCUGACAAUUGGGUUGUGCUACUGACACUCAGGUACACUACAGAACUACUUUAUGUUCAACUCUCCUGGGUUAAGGUCUUCAUCUAGUACGUUUAAUGUAUAUUUUUAUGUUAAGGCUAAAUUAACUUGGACCAAGUGUUUUUAACUUACACUAUGAGUGUUUUUUAUGAUAAGAACUUAAGUCGUCCAGUGCCACUAUAAAUAUGGAUAUCCAGUUGAGAAGGCUGGUGGGAGGAGCUAUAGGAGGAUUGGCUUAUUAUAAUGAAUGGAAUGUAGUCAAACAUGUGGUUUCCUUAUGUUUGGUACGGUUCCAUUUAUUCCAUUCUAGACAUUAUAAUGAGCCUGUCCUCCUUUAGCUCCUCCCACCAGCCUCUGGUAUGGCUGCGGAUACAAACAUUUGCACAAUUAUUAAGUUUAGUUCCUGUUAUGUUUCUUAGAAGAUAAUGGAAUAUGCCCAAUAUUUUCAGAUGAACAUUGAAUGGUGUGCAUUCCAGAAAAUGCAGGCAUGAUAAACACAAUGUUAGUAUAUUGCCAUAACACAUUUCCCAUAAUUAUAUCUUAUGUGAUGCUCAUGAUGAAUCCCAUUUGUAAUACCGAACACUUUUGGGAAGAGCAAUACAAACCUAAUUGUUUCUGGAGUACUUGAAGUUUAUCAAAUGUUACACAAUGUCAGUCAAGAACUUGUUCUCAACUGGCCUUCCUGGUUAAAUAAAGGUGAAAUAAAAUACGUUAACAUUAAACACA
Oncorhynchus masou masou (cherry salmon) is the source of this 2361-nucleotide messenger RNA. RefSeq names its product target of myb1 membrane trafficking protein (gene tom1). The record is from RefSeq and is a predicted model, not a curated record. The transcript is spliced from 16 exons. The coding region runs from base 65 to 1498 and encodes 477 amino acids. Gene Ontology annotation, molecular function: ubiquitin binding; phosphatidylinositol binding; clathrin binding. Gene Ontology annotation, cellular component: endosome; membrane. NCBI's taxonomy places the organism in Eukaryota, Metazoa, Chordata, Actinopteri, Salmoniformes, Salmonidae. Gene Ontology annotation, biological process: signal transduction.